AUGGGCAAACCAAAACGCUCCGCUCUCCAGGCGGCCGAAGACACCCUGACCCCGCCGGCAACCCUGGAAAAGAACCAGGCCAUCGUGCGCGUCGUCAAGGCCGAGGGCAACAACCUCUACGCCUGCGAGCUGCCCAACAAAAAGGACUUUGUCCUCGAGCUCGCCCAGCGCUUCCGCAACACGAUCUGGAUCAAGCGCGGCGGCUUCGUAUUGGCUGAGAGGUACGAGGAGCAUGAUGGGCGCGUCAUGGGCGAGAUUAUCAAUGUCGUUCGCGACGAGAAGGCCUGGCGCAAGCAAGCUUACUGGCCCAAGGAGUUUGUAAAGACCAACACGUACGAAGACAGCGACGAAGAAGAGUCCAAUGUGGGCAAGAUGCCGCCUUCCGAUUCUGAGGACGACUACUGA
Molecule: messenger RNA, 405 nt
Organism: Colletotrichum acutatum
Lineage: Eukaryota; Fungi; Ascomycota; Sordariomycetes; Glomerellales; Glomerellaceae
Product: translation initiation factor 1A/IF-1
Exons: 2
Coding region: 1-405 (134 amino acids)
Biological process (GO): translational initiation
Cellular component (GO): nucleus
Molecular function (GO): translation initiation factor activity; RNA binding
Source: RefSeq, a predicted model, not a curated record